GUUUACGCAUCAGUUCUCUUGAAUUCUGCAAUGUUACCGAGUGUGAAUCCGGUAGUGUGAGGGCGGUGGCCUGGCGGUUGAAUGCCAAACCUCAAUCAGCAAGCAAGUCAAUCAAUCUGCUUCCUUCCCCAAGUUCACUCCCUUGAAUCCCUUGCUUGCCUGUUUUCUGCUCCAUAGAAGAUUUGAGCCCCGGACCCCUGGCCCCUCGCGCCAAUGCUCCGUGCUUUUUUUUUGGGUGCUCUGCUGUCGGCAAUGCCUGGUGUCACAGGCAUCCAUUUGCAGAUCCUCUUGCCUCCUUUUGCGUCUGUCUGUUGUUGGGCCAUCCUCUCGCCGUGGACCGUUCGCGGUCCCGGACAAUGCCAUGUCUUCCAAGGGGCUGACAAUGUGGCUGACAAUGUUAAGACACAACGUGUGCAUUCCAACUUACCGUGCUGGUGAAUGGUGUAAGCCGUAUUUCCCUCGUCUUCUCUUGUCCUGGAUUCAACGCCCAAACAGGUCACUAGCACCUUCUACCCCGAUUCCCGCUUAGUCGACGGCCCAACGAGGGGAAAGUCUGUGAAAUCUCUGCUUUAAAAUCCACGACCAUCCUCGAAUCUUUCUUCUCCCUCUCUUAUCGUUACCCAACUCGUUCUCAACUCAACAACAUCGAGACAGCAUCGGCGAAGCCACAUGCAAGCAUUUAUCAAGGCCUCAAGGUCCCAAAAGACCUUGAGGCCUUGAUGGCAGCGAUUUAUCAUCUUUCGCCGACUGAAGUUGGAAUCUCGAUGACGCGUCGCAAACUCAGACCGAGCUUCGAGAAAUAGCCCUGCACCCUCUGGGAAAAGUAACAGUAAGUGGGAAAGGCUUAUCUUUUCGUUGCUUGCCAGCAACAGGUGGGACCUCAGGCUUGUCGAUGGACCAGGUAGGGUCUUUGCACUUGCGGAUCGUGGACCGCAGUCAUCGUGCCACGAUGCCAGGCCCCGCGGCGCCGUUUGUACAUUUGGACGAAGUCUCAACUGUUUAUCCUCCAGCAGGAGGCGUGUACUGAAUGCAAGCAUUUGAUCUGUACCAAGCAAGGAAGGUCCAAUUGGCAACAGCAGCUCGCACGACACGGAACCGGACGGCCAGGCCAACAGCGCCGCAUGGAUCGAGCGGUACAAUCCUGGAACAACUUCGGCCUGUCUCAAUCGCCAGCUUCGGGACCUGAGGGCGCUUCACACAUGACCGAAUACACGUGAAGCCGGAUCUUGUCACUUGAGGAGUGAGCGGUCACAAUGGAGCAAGUGAAGUCUUCGUUGACUGCGACAGUCGCCCAUUGUGCCGCUAUUCACAUGUGAGUGCAGCAGUGAGUGAAGCAGUGAGGCAGUGUUUACGGCACAGCGACACUGCGACAGCCUUCACUUUGCAUUCGGCACAACUACUUCACAUUGCACACUAAUAUAUAAAAAAAUACCUGCGCGCUUGGCGAGACUCAGGGUACUUAGGUCUCGAUUUCACUCUGAGACCUCGAUCUUUCUUCGUCACCAGACAACUUCAAGUCUUCUUCCUCUGCAGCAAUGGCAAGUCAACACAACCCAGACAGCUGCCCAGAGCUCUUCCGUAAGGAGGCAGCUCUUCAACAAGCGAGGAACGUUCUUGCCGUCGUCCAGCAGGUCGCUCUGGACCAGCGCGGCGUUGCCGGCUGUGUCAACGACAGAGCUGAGGAUCUCCCCUCGUCGGCGGGGUUGAUGGCCGGUCAGGAUUCUGGCCGGACAUCAAUCUUCAACGACGAGCUCACGGCACGCAAGUACCGUGAGGUCCUGUUGCCGUCCGCGGCGCAACAGGACGGGACGAUCCCUCAGACCGCGGACCAGAAGCGUGCCCACGUGAACGUCUUGUUUCGCGCGUUCAAGUCUGUUCCUCGAGACAGUGGGGAAGGCGACAAGAUCAAGGAGAAGUUCGUGAACGAAGAACAUGACAACGCCCUGGUGGAGGCUGUGUGCUGGGAGUUGUUGGAAGACUGCAUUCGACGGGCAAAGACGCCUGUGCACCUCACCGAAGCCUACGAGCCAGGAAAGGCCAAGGGCAAAACAGACGACUGGACUUUCGCCGACCGCUUCGACCAUUUGGUCCAGGCGUUGGCGGAGUCCAAGUCGAUCUGCAAGCACCUCUUCGACGUCCCCUUCCGCGUCAAGUUGGUCGAUGACCCGCUCCGCAGCUCGAAAAGAGUUGCGUCGAACCGGGCAUUGAACCUGAAAAAGGCGGAAGCGUUGAAGAGGGGCAGAGAGGCUGCCAAGGAGGAUGAAAAGGAGGCAAAACGCCUCAAGAGAGAGGUUGCCACGGCGGCACAGGUAGACAACAACCUGGCCGGUCAAGGACACCAGCAGCAGCACCAGCAGCAGCUGCAGCAACCAAUUCUCUCCCAAUAUCCUCCAGCGACUGGAUACCCGGUGCCGUCUUCGUUGUCUGGUCCUGCAGAUCCAAGCAGGGCCUCCUAUCCGAUGCAGACUCGGUCUGCAUACGGUGGCAAUGACAACAUGCCAGCAUUUUUCGCUGGCGGCGGCUACCAGGCGAUGCCAUAUGGUGGGCCGUUCGCAGCUCCUGGACAACAGCAAGCGACGUACAACUCCUAUCCGCCAUACAAUGCCAACAUGCCUGUCACCCCGACCCAGCAGCCUCGAUUCCGCCGGCCAGAGCAGCAAGAUGCCCGACAAGGACUGGGGGCCGCCUCUAGACGCCCCGCGACGCACUCCGCCAUCCAAGACCACGGAGGCGCGUCGUAUGCUGAGCAGUUCGGAGGUUCGGAGUCCCUGAUGGACCCAAACCUGAACUACCAGCCAGUCGAACCUGCACCAUGGGCCAAUCAGCCGCCAAUCCAGCAGGCCUAUGGCCAGGGCGCAUAUGGUAGACAACAACCAUAUGCAGCCUCUCCCCAGCCCAGUCACCUCGCUCUGACGGGCUCAACUCAGUCGGCAAACUCCAGCGACCACGAGGCCAACUAAAGGCUCGAUGGCACGGCAUCCUCUGCCUCUUUGCUUUUCUUCUCUCCUUCGGCACACAGCACAUUUUUCUCCGUGGGCACACAGCACCAGAAAGUCGAAUCCAACAACGGAUUAUGCAUACGACUCUUGCUUGACACCAGCAUCAGCAUUGUUACGAUUAUUACGACCUCUUGAUACCCAGAAUCAGCAUGUUUGUCGGCUUCAUGAUACCCCCACGGCGAUCGGUUGCUCUUUUUUUCUUCUUUAUUCGACACUACGAAUCGGUUUGGUUUGGUUGGUUACGGUUAUGGUCAGGCGUUUGGACAUUAUCAUUGACAUCGGCAUGGAGUUCCGGCAAAAGUGGUAGACAGAACCACGGAAUCAGCGAUGGGCUUUGGUUACGACAUGGGAACUGGGUUUUGGCUUGGAGUUUCUGGUCUAGGAGGAAAUUGGAAUUGUGAGAUCCCAGCCCCAGAAUUAGCUCAAGGGAGUCAGUGAUAGGACUCGAGCUGCAGCCUGCCAUAAUGGAUGUUUGAAACACA
Exophiala dermatitidis NIH/UT8656 is the source of this 3481-nucleotide messenger RNA. RefSeq lists its product as uncharacterized. NCBI's taxonomy places the organism in Eukaryota, Fungi, Ascomycota, Eurotiomycetes, Chaetothyriales, Herpotrichiellaceae. The record is from RefSeq and is a predicted model, not a curated record. The transcript has 2 exons. Bases 1536 to 2960 code for a protein of 474 amino acids.